AUGGGUGCUUCAGAACCCGAUCCACCGAGUCAGCCGCAGAUGCGCAAUACCAACAGUGAUCAGCCCUCUGAGUCAUUCAGCUAUGAGCAUUGGAGGAAAUUACAAAAUCGAGUAGCACAGAGAAGAUACCGCGCCUUGGCUUCAACCUCAGACAACAAUGUUCUGCAGAAUGGCGUGCACCUAGCGGCGAACAGUCAAGCACAAAAGCAAAAGUGUCGCGCUACGGCGGACCAGAAUGGCGUUAUAGGUGCACAAGUUCCACCUCAGAGACAUUUGCCCAGAAGAACACUGUCUAGCUCUCAAGCCUUUUCAAAUACGAACCGUGGUGGCCCUGCCACAGACUGCACCAGAGAGCUGCAAGAUUUGAGCUCUCAGGAUGAAACAGGCCAUGCCGGAAGAAGAGCAGGCAAUGUUCUCUCAUUGGCAAGACUAUUGUCUGAGGAUCCUGGCUGUCCACAAACGACGACUGGACCAGGAUCUGGGUUCCAAUGCUCCAACCACCAUGAGAAUCACGGCCUGCCAACGCAUAGAGCUAGGACAUGGAGCAAUUGUAGCUCCAAACAACAACCUUCAUCGUCUUCUUACCAAGAGAAGCUCACCACAAAAGCCAACAAACGGUUUUCAGACCUCUCGCAGCUUUAUAAGGUUGGUGUUGAGCUCGACAUGAUACACUAUGAUGAAGGUUUCAUACAGGAUCUCUCUACUGUCAAGGAGAGGUUCAGGCAGCUUGCUGAUCCAGGCCUCAUAGAUUUGGAUCAAGGUAAUGAUGAUGAUACAGAUCAAAGCCGAGCGAGACCUGGAGAGAAUUUCGCCGCCGCUCCCCACCGUAAUAGAUGUAUCGCAGAAAGUCAACGUCAGCACUUGGAAACUAACCCACCGAGCCCUGAUCCGAGAGAUUUGACAACAAAAGCGACAUAUCGAGAAAGUAAUUUGGACAGAUAUAGACAAGACAUGCACCGAAAUCAAGGCAACAGUCGAGUAUCUACUGGUCAUUCAAGCCCUCGUUGGACGCCCUCGACUAUUCCUGAAAGCUCUGAAGGUUCGAGUCUUCGAACUCCAAGUGGCCUAAGAAGGAUGCAAGAGUAUAAAGCAGACAAUAGCCAUGAGGCAGGGUCCCGGCACGAGAAUUAA
Messenger RNA from Fusarium odoratissimum NRRL 54006, 1131 nucleotides. RefSeq lists its product as uncharacterized. The coding region runs from base 1 to 1131 and encodes 376 amino acids. The transcript has 2 exons. Lineage: Eukaryota; Fungi; Ascomycota; Sordariomycetes; Hypocreales; Nectriaceae. The record is from RefSeq and is a predicted model, not a curated record.